AAAAUAAAGCAUAAUAUAAUAUAAUAUAAAAUAAAAUAUAAAAUGACUGAAUCAGUUGUCAAAUAAAAUUCUCAAAAUCAUUUUCCAAAAAAUAUAUAAGAAGAAGAAGAAGAAGACUAUGAAAAAUUACCUCCAAUAACCUUUUUACAUAAAAUGACAUUCGCUCUUUUAGGCAUAUGUUCUAUGACCGGUUGGAAUGCCAUUUUAAAUGCUUUUGAUUUUUUUCAAGCUAAAUUUCCUAAAAAAGAAUUUGUGAAUGUAGCUUUUUAUUUCCCAAUUCCUAUUAUGUUCACUAAUUUUUUAAUCAGUGUAACUUUGACAAUAAUAGGACAUAUGAUUCCAAUCGAAAAACGUAUUCCUUUUUCUUUAAGAGGAGGAAUUAUUACCCUAGUUUCUAUAUGCUUAGUAGGUAUUUUCCUUCAAAAAACAUAAGUUGGUAUAAUUUUAGUAUUCAUUAUUUUAGUAUUUUAAGGAACUAUGGAUAGUAUUACCGUAAAUUCUUCUGUCGCGCUUUCUGGAGCUACUUAAAAUAGAGUAUUAAUAGUAAUUUUCUGGAACUUUACUGCUUGGUCAGGUAUUAUUAUGAAUGUUUUGAGAUUAAUCGCUUUAGGAGCUUUCGGGGAAAAAAAUUUAGAUAAAGGAACUGGUUUAUAUUUUGGAGUAGCAGCCACUUUAUAUUUAAUAGGAAGUAUAAGCAUAAUGAAAUUUAAAAAUGGUAAUUAUUUCAAAGCCGUUUAGAAAAGAGACAAAAUAAGAAAUUAAAAAUUAUAAGAGCAACUAAAAUAAAUAAUACCAAGUACUGAAAAAGACAUUGAAAAACACUAAGACAAUCAAAUAGUUAUUGAUAAUAAUAAUUAAAUAUAAACAGCUAAAUAAAUAUAAACUAAUUAAUAAAUAUAAACUAAUUAUUAAAUUUAAACAUUUCAAUAAAUUGAUGUUUUAAAUAAUAAAAAUAUGUCUUUUAUGAAUAAAAUUUUAUAAAAAAUAUUAUUAGUAGGACCUGCGCCAUUUUUUAUAUUUAUUUGUUACGUUUAAAGUUAUAUGCUUUUUCCUGGUGUCUCGGUUUACUAAAAACCUAAAUAUACAUUAAUUAAAUUCCCAUUUGCACCUGUUUUUAUGUUUGCGAUUUUUAAUAUAGGUGAUUUGAUUGGAAAAUCAAUUGGAGGAAUUAAAUUUUUAUAAAGAUAAUGGCUUGCAUUUGCAAUUAUUUUUUCUAGAUUUGCAUAUUUUAUUAUAUUUAUAAUGGUUGCUAAUAAAAAAGGAUCCAAAGAUAUAUAAAAUGAUAUUUUUUAAUAUUUUUUUUUAUUUAUUUUUGCUAUAAAAAAUGGAAUAGUAACUUCUAUUUUAUUUACCGUAGCACCUUUAAGGGCUAAUAGUACAAAAAAUAGAGAUUAAAUUAGUUACGUGUGUGUUUUCUCUUUGAAAUUAGGUAUUGCUAUUGGAUCAUUUAUGGCUUUAAUU
Molecule: messenger RNA, 1461 nt
Organism: Ichthyophthirius multifiliis
Lineage: Eukaryota; Ciliophora; Oligohymenophorea; Hymenostomatida
Exons: 1
Source: RefSeq, a predicted model, not a curated record